AGAAUAUGUUCUGGCCGUUUAUACUUUUCACAAAUCGACAUUUAGUUUCCCAAGAUGGAAAAUGAAGAGAAAACACAAAAACCCCAUAAUCCUAGAGAAAACGCAAAUUUUUUGUCAAUACUUACCUUUGCGUAUACCAUACCGACAUUUCUAAAAGGAUUUCAUAAGGCUCUCACAGAAGAAGAUAUACCGCUGAUAUUAAAGCGGCACUCCUCCAAGAGAUUAGGUGACGCUUUGGAGAAAUCAUGGCAGGAGGAAUGCAAAAAAGAAUACCCCUCACUGUGGAGAGCUUUGGCUAGGGUUUUUCUGAUGGAAUUUGUGAUAUUGGGCUUACUGCUAUUCUUUCUUGAAGUGGUACUAAAAAUUAUUCAGUCGCUAUCACUGGCACGAUUGAUAGCAUUUUUUACGCACACUGGCAAUGAGAGUGUGACCAGUUCCUACAUGCAUGCUGGGAUUAUUGUAGUGUGUUCUUAUCUCAACGUUUUAUUGGGUCACAACUAUAUGCUUCUUCUACACGUUUUCGGAAUGAAACUGAGAAUUGCGUGCUGUUCGCUGAUCUAUAGGAAAUCACUGAGGGUAAAGAAAACGGAAUUGGGCGCUUGGAGUGUGGGGGAAAUGGUGAAUUUACUGUCAAACGAUGUGAGUCGCUGCGACCAUGCGGCUAACCACGCUCAUAAUUUAUGGGUUUGUCCACUAGAAACAAUAAUUAUUAUCUACAUUUUGAAUGACCGCCUCGGUUUUGUCUCCGUCAUUGGCAUUCUCUUUAUGAUCUCCUUCAUACCCCUACAGUUGUAUAUGGGAAAGAAGAAUUUUACGUUUCGCUUGAGAACGGCUUUCAAAACGGACGAACGAGUUCGACUAAUGAACGAAGUUAUAACAGGAAUUCAGGUGAUUAAAAUGUAUGCGUGGGAACAGCCGUUUACUCGUGUGGUGGAAAUGGUAAGAAAGUUAGAAAUCCAUAAUGUGCAAUUAGCUGCGUAUGUUAAAGGACUACUCUUUACCUUUUCUGGUUUCACUUCAAAGUGCGCGAUGUCCUUAACGAUCAUCACCCAUGUCCUUUUUGGGAAUACUCCACGUGCAGAGUAUGUGUUUGUCGUGGUUGCAUUUUAUAAUAUUCUGCGACAAGCGAUUACCGUGCAUUUUCCUGGGGGUAUCACAGAAUUGUCUGAACUGAAAGUGUCAAUUACAAGGUUGCGGACCUUUCUCAUGCACGAAGAAGUCGAUCAGGCCAUGCGCAAUCAGCAUUCGGUUGGGAUUAAUUGCAAAUUGGAAGAAGAGGAGAAGAAGGCGUCAACUAUACACAACGGUAGCAUGAAUGACAGCAAGAUCUGCAUGGAGCAUGCGUCUGCACAGUGGCGCAAAUUCCAGACAAAGGUUUUAAAUGAUAUAAAUAUCAUGUUGCAAGGGAAACGACUGACUGCAAUAAUAGGACCUGUCGGUGGUGGAAAAACGAGUUUGCUACAGGCUUUGCUUAGAGAACUGCCUUUAUCUUCAGGAACUUUACGCACAGAAGGCACCAUUUCGUAUGCUUCGCAAGAUCCGUGGGUGUUCGCCGGAACUAUUCAACAAAACAUACUGUUUGGAGAGUCCAUGGAUUUGGAUAGAUAUCGGAAGGUUCUUCAAGUAUGUGCGUUGGAAAGGGACCUCAAUAACCUACCGCGUGCUGACAAAACACUGGUUGGUAGCCGUGGGGUGGCACUGAGUGGUGGGCAGAGAGCCAGAAUAAAUUUGGCGAGGGCCGUGUACAAGAAGGCGGACAUUUAUUUGCUGGAUGAUCCAUUGUCGGCUGUAGACACACAAGUCGGGAAGCAUUUAUUUUCGGAAUGUAUCUCAACUUUUCUCGGCCAAGAGUGCGUGGUACUUGUAACUCAUCAGUUGCAGUUUCUAAAACACGUAGAAUCCAUUUAUGUAUUAGAAAAUGGAACUAUUGUCACUCAUGGAUCGUACGAUGAUCUAAAAAGCUCCGGCGUUGGUUAUACGGCGUUGUUGGAGACGGGACCAAUUCUGGACGAAAACGAAUCGAUGAAGAAACGAUCUUUCUUUGACAACGAAUUUUUAUUCAAUGAGGGAUCCGCAAAUAUUGAUAAAGAACGUAUUCAAUGUGGAUCAGUUUCAACUGACGUUUACACUUCGUAUAUGCGAGCAGCUGGGUCGUUUUCACGUUUAAUAUUCAUCGUGCUAAUCUUCAUUCUGACUUACGCUGCAUCAAAUGGAUCGGAUUACUUUCUAACCUACUGGGUAAAUGUCGAACAAGCAAAAACCUUCCCCAACGCAACGGGUCUAUACGUCUAUACUUACUCUUCGAACUUUACGAGAAGGAGAUGCAUUAUCGUUUACGCGAUUCUAGUAUGCCUAAUGGUAGUGAGUUCCCUACUUGGAACAUUACGUUUCUACAAUUUCUGCAUGCAAGCCUCCAGAAGUUUGCACAACACGAUGCUCGCAAGCAUUGUAAAGGCCCCUAUGGCAUUCUUUGUGAGAAAUAAUUCCGGUCGAAUUCUCAACAGAUUCUCAAAGGACAUGGGUAUGGUUGACGAUGUCUUGCCAACUGUCGCCCUUGACUGUGUAACGAUCGCAAUUUCAGUCCUGGCAAUUACGUCGAUCGUGUGCUUCCUAAAUCCAUGGAUGAUAAUCACAACUUCGAUUAUUUUCACGUUCUUCUACUUGCUGAGAAUAUUUUACUUGGCAACGAAUAGAUGCGUUAAAAGAUUGGAGGGAAGAACGCGAAGUCCCGUUUUCGCACACAUGAGUGCAUCACUGGAAGGAUUAACCACCAUUCGAGCUUUUGGGGCGGAAAGAAUACUAGAAAACGAAUUUGAUAGCCUCCAAGACUUGCACAGCGCAGUUUGGUACACAUUCUUGACUUCGUCCAGAGCUUUCGGUUUUUGGCUCGACAUGGUUUGCGUCAGUUACAUCGCCAUCACGACGUUCAGCUUCUUAGUUCGUGGAGCUGAACACUUCGGCGGAAACGUAGGGUUGGCAAUUACGCAAGCGAUGGCGUUGACAGGCAAGUUCCAGUGGGGCAUGAGGCAGUGUUGCGAAUUUGAAAAUUUAAUGACGUGCGUAGAAAGGGUUGUGGAAUAUAUUCGCAUUAAGGCAGAACCAGAGGCCUGGAAGUUAAUACCUUCAACACAUUGGCCCUGCGUAGGAAAUAUAGAAUUCCGACUGGUCUCCUUAAAAUAUACAGAAACGGAACCGAACGUACUAAAACAGCUGAGCUUCACUAUUUUCAGCAAUGAAAAAGUGGGAAUUGUUGGACGAACGGGUGCCGGAAAAACUUCUCUAAUUCAAGCUCUCUUCCGCUUAUCAACCAUUAGUGGAACAAUAUUAAUAGAUGGAAUCGACAUAUCCACAGUUCCACUACACAAUCUUCGUACUAAAAUUUCAAUCAUUCCACAAGAACCAGUGCUAUUUUCUGGGUCACUGCGUAAAAACUUGGAUCCGUUCGAGGAACAUUCUGAUGAAGAGUUAUGGAAUGCGCUUGAAGAGGUCGAACUGAAACCCUUAAUCGCCGAUCUGCCACAAGGUCUAAGGUUCAAGAUGGCCGAAGGUGGAACAAAUUUUAGUGUUGGACAAAGGCAGCUUCUGUGCUUGGCUAGAGCUAGCAUUCGCAAGAACAAAAUUCUGAUACUUGACGAAGCGACUGCAAGUCUUGAUCCAAAAACCGACGCGCUCAUUCAGAAAACAAUUAGAAGUAAAUUUUCUGAUUGUACCGUGCUUACAAUAGCGCAUAGGCUGAAUACAAUCAUAGAUUCAGAUCGAGUCAUGGUGAUACGCGACGGACAAGUGGUGGAGUUUGAUCAUCCGUACAAGUUACUUUCAGAGAAAAGCGGUGUGUUCUAUUCAAUGGUUGAGCAAGCCGGCCCUACGUCAAUGGAGUCAUUCGUCAAAAUCACAAAGGACAAUUACCAACACAAACUUGGAUAAAGGUAAUAGGUAUAUUGUCUGUCUGUCUUAAUUUAUUUGAAAU
This is a messenger RNA of Photinus pyralis (common eastern firefly), 3967 nucleotides long. RefSeq names its product probable multidrug resistance-associated protein lethal(2)03659. Lineage: Eukaryota; Metazoa; Arthropoda; Insecta; Coleoptera; Lampyridae. Gene Ontology annotation, cellular component: membrane. The transcript is spliced from 10 exons. The coding region runs from base 55 to 3924 and encodes 1289 amino acids. Gene Ontology annotation, biological process: transmembrane transport. Gene Ontology annotation, molecular function: ATP hydrolysis activity; ATP binding; ABC-type transporter activity. The record is from RefSeq and is a predicted model, not a curated record.